AGGCACGCUGUCACUCGCAAGUGGGUGAGCGACUCAUGUGGGCGCUGGACGAUCGUCGGUGAGUUGUUGGCCGAACCAGGGAUGUCACUAGUCUGGCAGUCGGUGCAGGGGUUAUUCGCGGCCGUACAUGACAUGGGCCCGAAUCCAUGGAUCGAGGUCAUCGUGAGUGAGACAUGGCGGUUCCUCAGCAUGGUAUCGCAUUGGUUCUAGGCUGUCGGCCGGCGGUGGCUUGUUUUUAUGGCCUUGGUGCUGCACUCGAACCCACGGGGAUUGGCCACGGCCCAGCCUCCAUUGACCCGUUCAUUGAGCCUGCAGCUGGAACGUGGGGCGGGCAUUGCAUGGGGAACAUAGGCUCACCACGAGUGAGAGAAGAGUCAACAAAGCGACGUCAUGGGCCUCGUCGGAUCUUACAGGCGGGAAGUGUUGUUGGUUUCCGCUGCCGAGGGCGAGGGAGUGCAUGGCCGGGGAGACUAUCAACUCUAGUCCCGGACUGAGUCGGUGACGAGGAACCUACAGCCGGUGAGCAAGGAAUAUGGGUUUUCUGGGGUGGGCGGCCGACAAGGGACAAGGGCUGUGAU
Messenger RNA from Ilyonectria robusta, 578 nucleotides. RefSeq lists its product as uncharacterized. The record is from RefSeq and is a predicted model, not a curated record. The coding region runs from base 174 to 494 and encodes 106 amino acids. The transcript has a single exon. Lineage: Eukaryota; Fungi; Ascomycota; Sordariomycetes; Hypocreales; Nectriaceae.